ACACUGUCUUUUAGCUUUCGUUUCAUUUAGUCUCUCUUUCUUUCUCUCUCUAGUGAUUAAAGGAUAGGUAGCAGCCACAAAUAUCCACUAUCCCAAAACACCAAACCUUCUUUGAAAAAAAGAGGAAACAAAAAAAUGGAGUGAUUAAUUCGAAUCUUUAUCGAAUUAGGACACUUUGUUACCCCAUUUUCGUUUGAAUCAAUCAGGUUAGGUGAUCUGUGCUUGUUUUGGGUUUACGAUCUUUGGGUCGUUGGUAUCUUUCUGUGAUUUCGGAGCUUGUAAAAUCACUGGUUUUUUGUCAUGGAAGAUAAGCAGUCGGUUGCAACACUCAUAGACUCAACAACUACUAAGAUACAGCAGCUUCAGAAAGCAUUUGCUGAACUUGAAAGUCAUCGUGCUGUAACACUUAAUCUGAAAUGGAAAGAACUUGAGGAACAUUUCCAUGGGCUUGAGAAGUCCUUGAAGAGACGCUUCCAUGAAUUAGAAGACCAAGAAAAGGAGUUUGAGACAAAAACUAGGAAAUCUCGAGAAAUGUUGAAGAAGCGUGAAGCUGCUGUUGUUGCUAAAGAACAAGCUUCACUAGUGAGGUUACAAGAAAAGAGAGAUGCUGCUGUUUUUGCCAUUAGUAAUGCUCUAGAAAAGCAUAGGAAAGUAUCACCUGAGGAGCCUGCUGAUAGCUGUGAUGGAGACAGCGGUGAACUGUCAGUUGAGGAGAAACCACCUGAUUCUGUAGCUUCCGAAAGUAACUCAGAGGAUAUAAAAUGUUCUUCUGAAAAUGGAAAUUUCGGGGUGAAAUCUUAUCCCCAAUUGGUAAAAAUUUGUGAAGAGAUGGACUCUGAAGGACUACACAAGUUUAUAUCAGAUAAUCGCAAGAACCUUGCUGCCUUAAAGGAGGAAAUUCCUUGGGCGUUGAAGGCUGCAGCAAGCCCAGCUUAUUUGGUCCUGGAAUCUUUGAAAGGAUUUUACCUUUUAGAAGCACCAAAUGUGGAUCGAAAGAAAGAUUCAAAUCUACUGGGUCUUAGGCGAACCUGUAUUAUGUUGAUGGAAUGUCUUAGCUUUUUGUUAAGGAAUAUGGAUAUGGUUUCUGUUUCUGCUUUAAUCUCAGAAGAUGUUAGGGGGCAAGCAAAGUUAAUUGCUGAGGAAUGGAAACCAAAGUUGGAUGCUCUUGACAUGGAUGCUAGUAAUGGUAAUUCAUUGGAAGCUCAUGCAUUCCUGCAACUUCUUGCCACUUUUGGUAUUGCUUCUGACUUCAAUGAGGAAGAACUGUCAAGGCUGAUACCAAUGGUCUCUCGUCGUCGUCAAACAGCUGAUCUCUGCCGGUCUCUUGGUUUGUCUGAAAAAAUGCCAGGUGUAAUUGAAGUUCUGGUGAAUAAUGGAAGGCAGAUUGAUGCAGUUAAUCUGGCUUUUGCAUUUGAUCUUACAGUGCAGUUCUUGCCUGUACCUUUACUGAAGGCCUACUUGAAGGAGGCAAGAAAAGCUUCUUCACCUGUUAAGCCUGGAAAUUCCUCUUCUACUGCUCAGAUUGAGUUUAGUGAGCGAGAGUUGGCAGCUCUGAAGGCUGUGAUCAAGUGCAUUGAGGAGCAUAAUAUUGAGGAGCAAUACCCUAUUGAUCCACUUCAGAAGCGGGUUCUCCUAUUGGAGAAGGUUAAAGCAGACAAGAAGGGAUCAACUGAAGCUGCAAAGCCUCAAACAAAGAGAGCUCGUGCCAAUGGUGCAGGAUAUGGUCCACGAGUCACUAACGUAGCUGCUGACAAACCAUUCUAUUCUAGAACCACUGAUAGGUACCCGCAGUACGUUUAUGACAGACCCUAUGUUUACUCCGGACCUGCUGACAACCACGGCCCCGCUCUUCUUGGUUCUGCCACCUACAACUUCUCUCCAAGUGGUAACUACUUCGGCUACCAGUAUCAGGUUCCCUAUCUUCACUAAUUUCCCAAAAAAUGGCAAAAAGGUGACUGUGAUCCUCUCACAUUAACUAUUAGCCUUAACCUUCCAUGUUGCAGUGUACGAAUGAAUUUAGUAUUAAAAAACCAACAAAAAAAAAAAAAGGAAAAAAAUGCCUUGUUAGUUUUAAUAUGUUGUACAAGAAGAUAUUUUGAUCCUCUAAUAUAUGCACUCUGUGUUUGUAUGUA
Gossypium raimondii (Peruvian cotton) is the source of this 2132-nucleotide messenger RNA. Its product is annotated as FRIGIDA-like protein 3. The record is from RefSeq and is a predicted model, not a curated record. NCBI's taxonomy places the organism in Eukaryota, Viridiplantae, Streptophyta, Magnoliopsida, Malvales, Malvaceae. The transcript has 5 exons. The coding region runs from base 301 to 1929 and encodes 542 amino acids.